This is a messenger RNA of Westerdykella ornata, 1434 nucleotides long. RefSeq names its product ankyrin. The transcript is spliced from 2 exons. The coding region runs from base 1 to 1434 and encodes 477 amino acids. The record is from RefSeq and is a predicted model, not a curated record. Gene Ontology annotation, molecular function: protein binding. NCBI's taxonomy places the organism in Eukaryota, Fungi, Ascomycota, Dothideomycetes, Pleosporales, Sporormiaceae.
AUGGAAGUCGACGCAUGUACAGGUACAGAACAUUCACGCCGUUCCGCCGACCUUCCCAUCGCAGGACCAUCGGACCUUGAAUCCCCACCGCCACCGCUAUACACCUCCCAGCCUCAGGACCCCGUCGUGGAACUCAAAAUCCUACGGGAAUCACUGCGGAAGGCCGCGGCCGACCUCCCUCUACCGCUCCUCACAUACCCGCCCUCCAACCCGGACUCAUCUUCAACAAACCGCGAAAUCAACCUCCAACAAGAAAUAAUAACCUCCUUCUUCCUCGCCCUAUCCAACAAAAACAUACCCCUCACAUCCGCGUUCCUCUCCUCCGGUCUCGUAUCCGCAGAAUCCACCGAUAAUCAUGGCUGCACGCCUCUCCUCGCAGCCAUUUCCACCGAGAACGUGGCCGUGGUAAAACUACUCCUCGACGCCGGCGCCAAUGUAAACAGAUUUAGUCCAAAGAAAAAGAAACUGCUGCACGAAAAAUAUCCACCCCUCCGCACGCCUCUCAUGCAUGCCUGCACUCUAGGGUCUCUGCCUGUAGCUCGUAUUCUUCUAUCAGAGUACGCAGCCGACGACGCGCUCGUGGCGCCGGAUGGGGAGACGGCGCUGCAUCUCGCUGCCAAGCGUCGGCAUAGGGAGAUUGUUGCGUUUCUGCCUAUGCGGAGGGCAGGGGGUUGGAAGAGGUGGAAGUGUAGAGUUGACAGGACGGUGGGGAGGAGGGUGAGGAAGUUGGGCAGGUGGAUUGUUGCGCUGGGGAGGGUGUUGUUAUGGGAGAUUCCCAAGUUGCUGCUGUGGGAUUGUCCUAAACAUGUUAUCCUGCCGGGUUUGAAAAAAAUAUGGAGCAAGAGGAAAGAUCUUCCGAGGUUGACGAUGAAGCUGUUGAAAGGGGUGUGGAAGGGUCUAAAGGAGGUGCCCGAAGCGCUAUGGGAAGCCAUGAAGCUGGUGCCAAAUGCGGUGAAGUGGCUUACGAAGCUCAUCUGGAACGCGAUCAAGAGCCUACCUGGCGCUGUCAAGAUUGCGUUGGUGUGGGCAUGGAGUGGAGUCAAAGCCGCCGGAAUCUCAACUUUGGAAAUCCUCAAGCGGUUGGGCUCAUUCCUCCAUACGGUACUUUCGGCCGUUGCAUCGUUCUUCCGUGGAAUUACUCUACAGGACAUCUGGAACGGCUUCGUCGAUGUUCUUGAGGCUGUCUUCAUCAAACUCCCCGCAAAGCUUUGGGAUUGGAUCGCCACGUUCGGCAAAACGACAUACGAAAUCAUCGGAAAGUUAUUCGGCUGCACAGGGAAGGCAAUAUGGUACCUUCUGCUGUGGAUCUUCUACCUGCUCACAUAUGUCCCUCUCAAGCUUGUCAAGAUACUGGUUGACUGCGGGAAAAGCGUUGGGAACGGCUUCCAGGAGAUUCUCCUCUGGAUCAAUCCCAAACGGACAACGUGGGUCUGA